Penicillium olsonii is the source of this 999-nucleotide messenger RNA. The record is from the annotation of a GenBank genome assembly. Lineage: Eukaryota; Fungi; Ascomycota; Eurotiomycetes; Eurotiales; Aspergillaceae.
AUGGAGAGAUAUUCCCAAUUCCGAGAUCGAGGGUCCGGUAUUGCGCCCUUCCUCCCGAUUCCAGGCGAUCCACUGGGCCUCCAAGCGCCUCUGCGCAUCGUCCUGUUCUGCUUCCGUCUCCCGCUCUUCAUAUUUGUGACUCUGAGCUAUUUCCUGAUCCUACAGUGGCUCCCUAUCGGAUCGCUGGGCAAGAAAGCUGCUUUAUGGUGUAUCCUUGGGGUUCCCAGCAUUUGGUGGGUUGACUUGCAGGUGGAUGGGGUGCGCAAAGGAUCUUUGAAGCAGCAGCAAGCUCGACUGCCACAGCCAGGCUCUGUUAUCGCCUCUUCUUUCACAUCACCAAUCGACGCGAUAUAUCUGGCAGCUAUCUUCGACCCGAUCUUCACAGCGUCAUACCCGGACACCCGUCAGGUCGAGCGUAUUUCCUUGCUCCAGGCUGUCCUGCGAGCUUUUGCGACUCCUUUGACCCAGCCGAGCCCCAGCGCACGAAUGGUGGAUGUAUCAACGCUCGUUGAGAAGCACCCCAACCGGCCCAUUGUGCUGUUCCCAGAGUGCACCACGACAAACGGUCGCGGGAUCCUAGCUCUUGGCAAAUCUCUGCUGAGUGUUUCCCCCGAGACCAAGAUAUUCCCCGUCAGCUUGCGCUAUACGCCCAUGGACAUUGUCACUCCUCUCCCAGGGAGCUAUAUCAGCAUGUUAUGGACACUGCUCAGCAAACCGACGCACUGUAUUAAAGUGCGCAUCGCGGAGAGCGUUACCGCCAGCCAAACUGCACUCGAUACACCACCGGCAAAGUCGACCCGCAAAUCGACUUAUAACACCAAUUACCUUGACAGCAUGGAACAAAACGACGCAGAGGAUGCUUCACCUAGCGAACAGGCGUUACUUGGGAAUGUGGCAGACUCUCUUGCUCGCCUAGGCCGUGUGAAGCGCGUUGGCUUGAAUGUCAAGGACAAAAAAGAGUUUGUUCGAGCUUGGAAACAGAGUCGAUCAACGUGGUGA